AGAGCGGACCAUGGUGUGAACGGCUAUAUGAGCAGGUCUUAAGGAACUGUGGGAGGAGCCAAGUGGAGAUAAAGAGUAUUAGACAAGGCCAUUAGGACUCAGUGGAUUAUAGUAAUCCAGUGGAUUCACCAUCGGGAUUUUGCACAACUCAAAUGCAAGACAAGAUGGAAUACGGAGCUGUGAAAGUUUUCUUCCUCACCUUAUUGCUGAUCAAUGAAGUUCCUAUACGAGCUCAUUCUCAGCAGGGAAUCGAAGACAAUGAAAGCUGGACAACGAAAGCUUGCAAAUGUGACUGCGAUGCAGACGAGUCCGCCACUGAGAUGACUUCCACCAUAUCCGGCUCAAGCUGGAUCCAAGAAAUGCACUGCAUGCCAGAAUGCCCAUAUCACAGACCCCUGGGCUUUGAGGCUGGAUCAGUCACUCCUGACCAAAUCAGCUGCUCUAAUCAAGAUCAAUACACGGGUUGGUUCUCCUCAUGGAUCCCCAACAAGGCCAGACUUAACAACCAGGGUUUUGGGUGUGCUUGGUUGUCUAAGUACCAGGACAUCAACCAGUGGCUGCAGAUCGACCUGAAGGAGGUGAAAGUGGUGUCUGGCAUUCUUACCCAAGGACGCUGUGAUGCAGAUGAGUGGAUCACCAAGUACAGCGUGCAGUACCGCACCAAUGAGAACCUCAACUGGAUCUACUACAAAGAUCAGACAGGAAACAACAGGGUGUUUUACGGUAAUUCUGAUCGCUCCUCCUCGGUCCAGAACCUGCUGCGUCCUCCCAUUGUGGCGCGCUACAUCCGCCUCAUCCCUCUGGGCUGGCACACGCGUAUCGCUAUCCGCAUGGAGCUUCUGCUCUGCAUGAAGAAAUGCACCUAGUGUGACACACUACGCCUUUUUUUUUUUCCACUUGCACCACCACAAGUGGCACUCUGGCUCUUUAGUCUAUUUCAUGUCUUUAGAUGUGUGUUAAACCUACAGCAUCCUCAUCUUUCUUAGAGACAUAGCCUAGUACUUUGCAUUCUGCUUAUUAUUCAUUAAAAAAAAAACUGUUUACCUUUGGCAAGGCGUAUAGUAAGAGGGCAUUAGAAAUAAUCUCAAGCUACAGCAAGCUGGAUGUAAUCUAAUGAGAAACAGUGGAGGGAGAUAAGGAAACACUUGUGGUAUUUUCAUUACAUCUGUAUAUGUGUAUGUGUUUGUGUGUGAUUUAUCCUCUUGUUCGUGAUCUAGAGCAAGACUGUCAACCCACAGGGGGUCGAAUACCUUUGAAGGAACCUCUAUAACCUGUAAAAAAAUGAUUACAUUAAUUAUACUCAUGUAUAUAUUAGAUAGCACUAAAGAAACCACCAAACCAACAACUCAAUUAGGUUAUUUAAAUGACUAAACCAGCCAAGCAGCUUAUUUCUUGCUCACUAUUGUUAAAAGAUGUGGCCAAAAUGCAAGAUGUUUCCUAAUGUAAUGUUUAAUAUGAUCGUUUUAUCCAGACCUCUGUCCCUUAAAGGAAGACUUCACCUUGAAACACAUUAAAUACGCUUAGUGUAUAUUGAAAUAUUUGUGAUGUGCUUAGUGAUUCUGGUGCUAAUUGGAUGGUUGGUGAUGUAGUCGUAUGAUUCCCGUGAGAUGUUAGCAGUGGUGUGCCGCUCUGCCUGUGUGGAAGGCAUGAAGUAUUAGAAUAGAGAAACCCUCCAUCUCAUUUCAAAAAGCAUGGAGGCAAGUACUUGCCUAUAUUUAACUAUUCCAAUCAGCCAAUCACGUGGCAGCAGCACAAUGCAUAAAAUCAUACAGUGGCAUGGGCAUGGCAUGGUUGUUGGUACCAGAUGGGCUGGUUUGGGUAUUUCAGAAACUGCUGAUCUCCUGGGAAUUUCACACACACAACAGUCUCUAGAGUUUACCCAGAAUGGUGUGAAAAACAAAAUCAUUAAGUGUGUGACAGUUCUGUGAAUGGAAAUGCCUUGUUGUUAAGAGAGGUCAGAGGAAAAUGGCCAGAUUGGUUCAAGCUGCCAGGAAGGAUAUAGUAACUCAUAUAAUCACUCUUUACAACCAUGGUGAGCAGAAAAGUAACGAGUGCUUAUUUGAGUUACUAUAGACUUCCUGUCAGCUCGAACCAGUCUGGUCAUUCUGCUCUGAUCUCUCUCAUCCACAAGGUGUUAACGCCACAGAGAUCACACUUUUUCUUCAUUCUGGUGUUUGAUGUAAACAUUACCUGAAGCUCUUGACCUGUAUCUGCAUGAUCUUAUGCAUUGUUCUUCUGCCACAUGAUUGGCUGAUUGGAUAACUGCAUAAAUGAGCAGGUGUUCCUAUUAAAUUGACCGGUGAAUGCAUCUUCUCAGUACUUUUUCCACCCCUGAGGUUGUCUCCAUGACACCCUGGUAACAGGGAGUGGGAAUAACGACAGAGGAAGACUCUGUCUUAGAGAGCAAUGCUUUAUUAUAUUAUUAUAUAAAAGCUUUCAGCUUUUUAGCUUGAUUCCACAUGAAUGAAAAAUGUCUUUAUAUAACUUCAUAUAAAGUCAACACAAACAGCAGGACGCUUUUGUAGCUCUACUUCCAGCUCCAAGAAAUGAGGUUCUCUCUCACUGCAACACACCAAGCACCAGAGGUAACCUUCUUCUUCUCCAUGACUCCUCCCCUGCUUCACAACUACAGGAUUAAGGGGGAAAAUAUUGUUGUAAAGAUGUUCUUUUGUGUUCCACUGUGCAAUGGCUGUCUUUUUUUAUAGAUUAUUUAGACAUGUUUAAUUGUGGUCACGUGACGAACAAAACCCUUGAAUAAAGCAAAAAGCCUUCUAUUGGAAUACA
Pangasianodon hypophthalmus (striped catfish) is the source of this 2784-nucleotide messenger RNA. It is a transcript of the gene rs1a, whose product is annotated as retinoschisin 1a. The transcript has 6 exons. Bases 153 to 866 code for a protein of 237 amino acids. The record is from RefSeq and is a predicted model, not a curated record. Lineage: Eukaryota; Metazoa; Chordata; Actinopteri; Siluriformes; Pangasiidae.